GGGGGGUGGAGCGAACACGCUUAGCCCGAGUCUGUCGUGUGCAGAAUCGGAGCAGGGCUUGCUUGAGCCGCGCUCGUCCUGCCGCAGAGACGCGCCGGGCACGGAAGCUGGGACAGGCCGGGCCGCGCGGACGCCCAGGAGAUGCUCUGCGCCACUGUCCCGAUCCCCUUGAGCAGGCCUUUGAGUAGGAAGGACGAGGCAGGAGGCGAUAUUCUGGGCAGCCGGGAUCCUGGAACAGACGCCUCUCUUCUCGCAGGCCUGCGGGCACCCUGCAGCUCAGGACCUCGGGCCCCUGCCCGCCGGGAGGAGAGCAUGGAAGAGCAGGACGAGAAGCCGCCAGGGUCCCUGAGGGCCUGUGCGCAGGACUCCCUCCUUCCUCAAGAGAUUAUCAUCAAGGUCGAGGGAGAAGAUGCUGCGUCGCUGGCCAUCCCAUCCCAGGAAGGCGUGAACUUCAAGAUUGUGACUGUGGGCUUCACGCAGGAGGACGAGGGCAUUUUGAACCCUGCUCCGAAGACCCUGGACAGAGAUGUGAUCCUGGAGAACCACAGGGACCUGGUCUCUUGGGGAGAUGCUUCAUUUUGUGGCCUCUUCCCCUCAUAGUGAUACAACGUGGCCUGCAGCUUCAUCAUUCCCAUUUGAACUGGGAGAGAAAGGCUUCCUGUAACUUUCCCAGAAGAGCAAGGAAGGCAUUUUCUAGGAAUCCUCUGCUCCUCGUAUCCUUCAACCCGAGCGGUGGAUGGAGAUAUCAUUUUACUGAUAAAAGUAAAAGCUCCUUUUACUUUUUUUAAUCUUUCCUUCAAACUCCUGGAGCCAUCAUGGGCAAAGGCUAUGAGAUUACCAUCAGACAAAUAAAAUCAAACUCUGAAGAUGAGGGUAGCAUGAACCCCUCACGAAAAACAUGGCCAGGCUGUGGGGACGUAGACGCAUGAGCACACUUUUCAUGAGAGGCAGGGGGAGGAAGGAAGCUUGAGAGACAACAAAGAACAUUCUAACGAUGCUUGUUUUAUGUAUAUUUUGUGUUACAAGGACAAGGAUGACAUUAUCAUUUAUCUUUUAGCACAUGGAAAGGAACUUAUUUUUUUUGCUUCUUCUCACGAAAAUAGCCCUUCUUAUACAUCCCUUUUCAAGGUGAUGUCCUUAUUGUAUUAAUUCAACCAAUAAGUUUAUUGAAUAAUUUCAAUGAGUAAAACGCUUUGCUAAACUCAAGGGGAAGAUUACAAAACUCUUCAUUCCUCUUUUCUACUCCACAUCCACUGCCAAUGUGUUAGUUCAAAUUCCUAUCACUCAUCUCUAAUACGACCCCAAUAAAUGCCAAUGAUAGAACCAUGGAUCCCAAUUACCCUCCUACAAUUUGAUCUUUCCCACUAGUCGUAUUAUUUUUCUGCUUAAAAUCUCACGAUACCCCAACAUUUUCUUCUGGAUGGUGCACUAAUCCCAUAUUGGGACUCAAAAUAAUGUUUUGAUCCUCCUGCCCAAUUUUCCAAUUUUUCACUGCCCAUCACUCAUGGAUCCCUGUGGUCUUAAUUUGAAAAUUUACUUGGAAUAAUCUUUUAAUCAUCUAUGCCUUCCAACCUGUAAUCUUAUUUGUUUCCUUUUUAAUUUAUGUUUUAAAGUCUAGUCAUGUAAGUACUCUCCCAUUAUCCUAAUCUUUCUUGCAUAUGGACAUCUUUGAUAAAAAUAGUCUAUUUGCACAAUAGUUUCCACCUGCAAUAAUGGUGUCCUUUGGUUAUACUCAGCUUUUUUCAGCCUUCUUGGAAGUUUGGCCAAGUUCUGGUCAAUUAUAUAUGAAAGGCAGUGAAGAGGUCUUAGAAAAGUGUUUUUCCUGAUAAAAUGGAAGAGGAUGUGAGCACACGCUAUCCCAAAUUCUUCCUCUUGGUACCUGUGUGCAAUAUGAAUAAGAUGGCAGAAAUUGGGUCAGACAUUUAUAAAGAUGUGGUGGCAUAAGGACAAAGCUAAUGCACUGAGGUUUCUGUGGCAAAAUGUUAUAAAGAACUUGGCUUCUGGAAGACGUCCACUGGGGGAAAAAACCUUGAAAUUUUCUUCAUCUAGAAUUCUUGUGAAGUAAGUAAAUGGCAUUACUGUUUAAACCAGGAGAAGUCAAAUGUCUGUUACUUGUAGGUAAACACUCCCUAAUAUAUGGGGUUUUAUUUUGUUUUGUUACAUUUUUUUGAUGCUAAUUUGAAGGAAAUUUUAAAUGUAUUUUAUAAAAUACCUUAUUUGUCAGUUAUUGAUUUUUUUGGUAAAUUAUUUUGUAUACAGCCUCUUUACUUAUGUAUUUCCUUAAUUCUAACAUUUUUUAGUUGAUUUUUUCCAUUCUCAAGAAAUGGCAAGAGAUUGCUGAUAUAAUACAAAUAAUUUCUUGGUUAAAACACCUCAGUGGUUUCCCAUCGUGAUCUUAGGGAAAGUCACAAAUUACUUUCCAUGGCUUACAAGGCUCCAAGUGGUUAUCUACUUCUCUGACAUCUUAUAACCUUGUAACCCAUGUCACUCCUUGUUUAUACUUCAAGAAAACUGUCAUUCUCUUUUUCUGUUGCUAUUUCAAGUCUGGGGCUUCUGUUACUUUACAGGAUAAAUGUCACAUGUCCUUGGAGGCAAAUCUUGGGGCCUCUAGGAAAUGAUGAGGAGAUGAGGUACUAACCUUGCUCAUGACCUCCCUGAACCACCAGCGCUUAUGACAAGGGAGCUCCCUGAACUAUAAAGUUUUGGGGUCUUAAGAUAUGGGACAUAGAUGGAAUCUGCCUUGUCAGGGGGGUUCAGCGAUUUACAGAAACAAAUCUUUACACAGAGGGACAGAAAUAAGCUCUGGAACAUAGAGGCAUACCUCGGAGAUGUUGCAGGUUUGGUUCCAGAUCACUGCAAUAAAUCAAAUAUCAAAAUAAAGUGAGUCACACGAAUCUUUCAGUUUCCCAGUGCAUAUGAAAGUUAUGAUUACACUAUCCCGUGGUCUGUUAAGUGUACAAGAACAUUAUGUCUAAAAACACAAUGUACAUAAUUAAAAAAUACGUUGUUGCUAAAAAAAAAUGCUUACCAUCUGGGUCUUCAGCAAGUUGUAAUCUUUUUGCUGGGGGAGGCUCUUGUGAAAAACAGUAUCUGUGAAGCUUAAUAACGUGAAGUACAAUGAGAUGAGGUAUGCGGGUAAAUUACCAAGCCAACAUCCAUCAGGCUCCUUCUUACUUCGCAAUAGAAUAUCAGUUUGGUUCAGGUCUUCCGCCUCUUCCAUGUGGCCAAAUGUUCCAAGAGAGGCUGUCCCCAUACCAGAGGCGUAGAUAUUUAGUGGUUUAAGCCUAUCACGAUGGCUCUGUUUUGUUUGCUACGUAAGGACUUGCAAUGCAAAUCUGGCAAAUAGACAUGAGAGGAUCUCUGAUGAAGAGAGCGUCUUUAAAAAUAUGCAAAGUAGGAAUUUCCCCACAUUUUUCACUAUGAAUGUUGACUUUUCAGUGCGUAAUGCUUGAAACAGUUGUUGCCAUCUUGGGACCAUAAGAAAACCCACUCCGUAGGCAGAGCUGAUGCACAGAAAAUCGUAUCUGGGUUUUAGUUGUGCAAUAAUGAAUUUCCUUUGUUUCAACCACUUCUAGUUUUGUUGCUGAUAAGCAAAAAGGCCUAACUUAAAUAAACAUUACUUUGUCUCUUCCUUUCUGUUAGGUACUUUUUAUUGCUGUUUCAUGUCUUAGUGCAUUGGCCAUAACUUUUACAAAACUGUUAUUUGAUAAUUACAUUAAUAAGAAUACUUCAAUUAACUGCAGUUUUACUUAGUAAGCUUAGAAUAUUUUCUCUUAAAUAUAGUGUUGACUGAGGGCCAGUUUUAACUCUUAGUUAUGAAAAGGAAAGCAUCUUUGCCAUCUUCCCCCAACUCCUUCCGACUUCAUCAUCCGUCAGUCACAACUGUGUUCUGCAUGUCAGCCUGGCCAGUUUCUUUGAGUUUCCUGAGUAAACCCAGGAGGAAAGUUUGCUUUUGCAAUUCCUUCUACUGAUAAUUACUUAUUCCCCAUCCUCCAACUGAAAAAGUCAUACUCCUUCUUCCAUGUUAAAUGUAAAUAUUAACUUUCUUUCUAAAUAAUUGAAUAAUUAAUGAUCUUUCCAAAAUACUAUAAAAAUGAACUCCUGUUUACUCUCACAGAACCUUUUCUAAUAUUUUGUUGUGGGAUUUCUCAGAAGCCCUGUCAUUAUUUCUGCAUUAUAAAUAAUUUGAAUUUUCUGGAUAUUAUGAUGUUUUGACAUCUUAAAAAACCUUUCUGUUCUGUCUGGGAGAACCUGCCCCUGCCUGGGCCAGCCAAUUCUUAGAGAUGGCAAAGGGUCCAGCCUGGAGCAUGAUAUGCAAACUAACCAAUGCUCCUCUAUCUGGCCUGUGCACCGCAGGAGGCAAUAUUCCGCUGCCUUCACCAUCCCAAGGCCAAGGGCUAGGCAAGUAGAGGCCACCCCUAUAGCCCAAAGUCCACUGAAAUUAUUCAAACCAGCCACUCCUAAGAUGUUUAUCCUGCCCUGCCUUGCCUUUCCCAUGGAAACCUCAGUAAGUGCCAGAGCCUAAGCUUUCCCCUCAUUCCCGUCUUCUGCCUCCUGACCACCCUAGUGUCUUUCCCGUGUGGCCCUGAGUGGCAUGCUGUGCCACCUGUCUCUAGGACCUGUGAGCUUGGUAAACUCGCAGGUUUCCCUGAGCCUCUUUCCUGUCUCCUUUUCCGGCUGCGCCUGACUGACCAUCUCAUAAAAGAAACAAACAGUUUCCUGAAGAGUUUCUCCCCGCUAUAGAAGCUUAAACUCCAGACGACCAGGUCUAUGUCCUACUCAAUUCUGUACGCUUGAUAUAUUGCACAAGCCUUAUUCUUUGUAAUAGUAAAAUAUGUAUAUAUGAAUGUAUUCAAUUAUUAAAUCGUUUAUUCAAAUAAUAGUUUUUGUUUGCCUACACUGUUGGGUAUGAUGCUUUUCACCUUGGACACAAAGAUGAAUCGAAUGCCUGCCUUUAAGGCCACCACAGUCUAGUUUCGGAGGAAACUAAAGAAAGCGCUUGAAAUCCCAUGAGUUAAGUUCUGUGAUAGAGAUAAGCUCUGGUCACUGUGGAAUCCCAGAGUAGGACCACCUGGCUCACCACCUGUUUGGGAGACAAACAGGUUCCAUUGGAGAAAAAUGAGAGAAUGUAUAAGAAGCCUCAAGAAAAGGUCAUUGUGAUAAUGAGAAUAUUGGUUAUAUUAAUGUACAUACAUAAAUAUAUAACGUAAUAUUGGUUAUAAUACAGUGUUUGUUAACCUAAUAAAUGAAUGGAGAACAAGGAUGAAAUGUAAUUCUCUUGGGCCAAUCCCUGAGCCUUUACUUUUUUUGUUUUUUUUUUUUUUAUUAAUGUUAUGAUAGAUUACAAC
This is a messenger RNA of Equus caballus (horse), 5348 nucleotides long. The record is from RefSeq and is a predicted model, not a curated record. Lineage: Eukaryota; Metazoa; Chordata; Mammalia; Perissodactyla; Equidae.